CACACACACACACACACACACACACACGCCCACACAUUAUCAGGAGUGUUCUCUCCCCUCUGCCCAGCUUGGGAUUUGCUGGUCAGUGACAUGCCUCCCUCCGCCUGGCUCUUUAUAGCCCCUGAGGAGGCAGGAAUACCGGACGAUUGAGAGACUGGCUCUCCGGGCGGACUGAGCCGGAGGCUGAUAACCCUCCGAGGCGGUGACUCGGUGACAAGGAGAACUGGGGGACGGAGCAGAAAACCGGCUGCAGAGCCUGAACCGCUGCUGUCUUACCUGUCCACAGCUCUGAUUGUCGGACCACUGAGUUGAGCCCUGUGGACUCUUCCUCCAGCUGAGGACAUGCGUCGUCUGCCCCUGGCCUCCGUCUUCGUGUUCCUCUGGCUGGCCGAGAGGAGCCACUGCACCGGCAGCUUUCAGGACAGCAUGCGGGAGCUCCACAACCGCUUCGCCGUCAGCCUCUACCAGACGCUCACCGAGACGGAGAACCGCUCCAACCUGAUCGCGUCCCCAGCGAGCGUGUCCCUGUCCCUGGCCCUGCUGCAGCUCGGCGCCAGGGGCAACACCCGGGCUCAGCUGGAGGGAACGCUGGGAUACAACGUGAACGAUGCUCAGGUGCGAGACUUCCUGUUGCGCGCCCAGGGCGACGUGAGCAACAGCAGCCAAGCGGUGUGGCUGCAGCAGACCUGCACGCUGUUCGUCCAGAGCGGAGUCCGACUCCUGGCCGAGUUCACGCAGCAGGCCGCCGCCUGGGUCGACACCAGCGUGGUGCGAGCCAACUUCAGCCAACCGGGUCACGCCCGCAGCCAUUCAGAGCCAACGGGACACGGCCACGACGGGUCGGGGUCUCUCCAGUCAGGAAGCAGCAGCGGGGAGCUGUCCGGCUCCGGCGAAGCCCAGGCAGAAGCCCUUUGGUGGGGACAACGGCCGCAGGUGGCUCUGGUCAACACGGUGGCGUUCAGGGGCGUCUGGCAGAAGCAGUUCAUGUUCGGCAGCACCCAGAACCUGCCCUUCAUCCUGUCUGACGGGAGCGCCAUCAAGGUGCCCAUGAUGUACCAGGCUGGAGAGGUCAGCUUUGGUCAGUUCAGGACAGCAUCGGACCAGCGCUACACUGUGCUGGAGCUGCCGUACCUGGGCCGCGCCCUGAGCCUGCUGGUGGUCCUGCCCAGCGAGAGGAAGAGCCCGCUGUCUUCCCUGGAGUCCCAGCUCACCGCCCGCCAGCUGGCCUCCUGGGAGUCCGGCCUGCGGCGGACCAAGAUGGACAUCUUCCUGCCCAGAUUCAGAAUGCAGAACAAGUUCAGCCUGAGGUCAGUGCUUCCUGCUCUGGGCGUCAGUGACGCCUUUAACCCGACGGCAGCCGACUUCACGGGGAUAUCAGUGGAAGAGGGUCUUUAUGUGUCCGACGCUGUCCAUGAAGUCAGAAUAGAAGUUACAGAGGAUGGGACGAAGGCAGCUGCCGCAACAGCUAUGGUGCUACUCAAACGGUCGCGCGCUCCUGUUUUCAAGGCGGACCGGCCAUUUUUAUUUCUGCUUCGCCAGGUGAACACAGGUUCCAUCCUGUUUAUGGGCAGAAUAAUGAACCCAGCAGACCAAGUAAUGUAACCCUCCUCUACGCCUCCACCCCCAAAUCGCACCAAUCUAUGCCAACCAGUUUCACCCUCGGUAUUUAUUUAUGGACCAAACGGAAGAUACAAGGACACUUCAGGAAGAGGGAUGUUAUUUUUGUAAAUACCUGUAAAUAAAAUUUUAAUAUGUUUUUA
This is a messenger RNA of Xiphophorus hellerii (green swordtail), 1760 nucleotides long. RefSeq names its product serpin peptidase inhibitor, clade E (nexin, plasminogen activator inhibitor type 1), member 3 (gene serpine3). Gene Ontology annotation, molecular function: serine-type endopeptidase inhibitor activity. The transcript is spliced from 10 exons. NCBI's taxonomy places the organism in Eukaryota, Metazoa, Chordata, Actinopteri, Cyprinodontiformes, Poeciliidae. The record is from RefSeq and is a predicted model, not a curated record. Gene Ontology annotation, biological process: negative regulation of endopeptidase activity. The coding region runs from base 343 to 1602 and encodes 419 amino acids.